AUGGAGGCUCUCGCCCCUCGCCCGGCUCUCUGCAGCCGUUCGCUUUGCCAUCCCCUUCGCUCUCGCAUCCCUCCCCAGGAUUCCAUCCCGGUCCCUCCAGCCAUCUGGAGCGUGAUCGGAGGCUGGAGAACGGCCCGGGUUUGGAGGACGGUUUUGCGAGAUAGCGUGGCCUGUUGUGGGCUAGGCGGCCUGUGGAUGGCGCGCUUCUGGCUCCCGUCUGAGCGCUGUGGUUUGAAUGGAGGCCUCCAGGCGAGCUCACAGGAUAUCCGUGGCUUCCGAAUUGCUGUACAGACUACCACCGGCUGGCUGGUUCGCUCUCUGGUCAGUCUGCUGCUCAUUGGGAUUGCUGCUUGGGGCAUCGGCUUUGGACUGAUCUCCAGUCUCCGGGUGGUGGGUGUGGUCAUUGCUGUGGGCAUCUUCCUGUUCCUGAUUGCAUUGGUGGGACUGAUUGGCGCUGUAAAACAUCAUCAGGUGUUGCUGUUUUUUUAUAUGAUUAUUCUCCUCCUCGUGUUUAUUGUUCAGUUUUCGGUGUCUUGUGCUUGUUUAGCUCUGAAUCAGGACCAACAGGGUCAGCUGCUGGAGGUUGGUUGGAACAAUACAGCAAGUGCCCGAAAUGACCUCCAGAGGAACUUGAACUGCUGUGGCUUCCGAAGUUAUAACCCAAAUGACACCUGUCUGGCUAGCUGUAAUAAAAUGGCACACAAAUGCUUGCCAUGUGCCCCCAUAAUCGAAGCGUAUGCUGGAGAGGUUUUGAGAUUCGUUGGUGGCAUUGGCCUUUUCUUCAGUUUUACAGAGAUCCUGGGUGUUUGGCUGACCUACAGAUACAGGAAUCAGAAAGACCCUCGAGCCAACCCGAGUGCUUUCCUUUGAGGAGGAAACGAGGAAAGUUCUCCCGUAUUUUCCCAUCUUGCUCACUUUCUCUAAUCUUAAGUUCUUAAGUUAAACUAAUUUGUUCAUCUGUCAGGCAACAGUAUCUGACUAUCAACAGUGGAACUAAAUAUUUUCACUCUAACAUUUCUCUAAACCUUUUUUUGUUGACAUUACUGAAAAGGCAAUUGAAAUCCAUGGUGUUUGCUGACCCUCAGUGGUCCUUAUAAUCUACUGUUCUUGUCUGGCACUGUCCACUGUGGCCUUUCUUAGCCUUUUUAUGUGCUGUAAAACUGUGUGUGGCAUCCUGGGGAAAUGAAAUUGUGAGCCCCAAUCUCCAUCUCACCAGAUAGUUGUACAGAGCACUGUGCUGUGCGGGCGGCUCCCCCAAAAGACACUUGAAGUUCACGAAGUGGAAAGAAGAGUCUGUGGUGUUCAGUCCUUAGGAGAAAUCUGAGUUCCCUACACUUUAUAUCUUUUUAGGAAAGCUACAUUGUAAUGAAAAGUGUUAGCAUAUAAGUGAUCAUUUAGUUCUAGUAGUCUGCCAUGAUUACAUCUGUGUAUUCUAGAAGUAGCUGUGUCUUUAGGAAACGGAAGUUUAGUUUUUGAGUUUUAUAGUUGAGGUAAAGGAGGUACCAUUUGGGAAAUGUUCUGGAGUGUGACAGUUAUCUUCAGCUUUCAAAAUGAGAUGAGCUAGAAGAUAGCUACAUAAUUGGACAUUCUUUUUUUUUUUUAAUAAUUUGAAGUUCAAAACACUGUAUUUGUAAGCAAUGUGCAAUCAAUAUGUUGGCCUGUGCAACAAAAAGAUAUUUGAUUUUCUUAAAAAAAAUAACUAAGUUAUUGUGACAGUGAGUUGUCAAAUCCAGACCUAUUUAAAUGCGCUACCUCCCAUAAACUGAGAGAGAAAUGGUGUUUGUGGCUCUGUAUGUUACAUUAAAAAUUAAAAGCUG
Cricetulus griseus (Chinese hamster) is the source of this 1817-nucleotide messenger RNA. Lineage: Eukaryota; Metazoa; Chordata; Mammalia; Rodentia; Cricetidae. The record is from RefSeq and is a predicted model, not a curated record.